AUGCUCCUCCCAUCCGCCUUCGGCUGCGAUCCAUCGCAACAAUCAACACCAAAAACCAGAUUCCAAGCGCGUAUGCUCUUCGCGUCACCACCACUCUCACCGCCCCCAUCCUCUUCGACAACCGCACCCCCCGCGCUCAACAACCUCCUCUCCACAUGUCGCGCACUUCACUCCAUGUUGCAACCCUCUCUAAUCCCAAGCCAGCUUCCCUCUCCACCGACUCAACACGCCUCAAUGCCACCCUCCCUCUCCUCGCCUCACAAACUUCGUUUGCGCUCGCGUAAUACCGAAUCCAGUUCACAAACUCUCACACCCCGAAAGCGGGUUGCCAAACGCACACCACGAGGACUAAACAAGCGACGACGCGAGUCAACUCAAGAUUCAAGUCGCGACUCAGAAGACAGCGAAGAAGAAUGGACCGUUCAGAACAAAGCGUUUCAAGAAUCCGCCGUCAUACCCAGUACUCCCAAACGCCAGAGAAUAGCUCCUGAAGUGCUCCCUCUGGGAUUGGAACGCGGAGAUUUCCACACACUCCAUCUACAACAACAGCCCGACUUCAAUUUCAGUCUUCUCCAGAACAUUGAACAGAACCAGAGCCAGAAUCAAAACGAAGACCAAUCCGAGAAUGAAAGAGGAAAUUCCGAAUGGUCUACAGAAGAAGACAGUAUCCUCGUCGAACUCGUCUUGGAAAAGCUCAAAUUGAGUAAGAGCGACUGGCAAGACUGCGCCAGGAGUCUAGGGAAAGACCGAGGGAGCGUGGGAAAGCGAUGGAAGAGCUUGAUGGGAAACGGGGAUGUUGGAUUGAAGAGGGGAACAAGGAGUAGGACGAAGUUGCAUGGGAGUUGGAGAUAG
This is a messenger RNA of Hymenoscyphus albidus, 852 nucleotides long. The record is from the annotation of a GenBank genome assembly. Lineage: Eukaryota; Fungi; Ascomycota; Leotiomycetes; Helotiales; Helotiaceae.